Trifolium pratense (red clover) is the source of this 3618-nucleotide messenger RNA. Its product is annotated as pentatricopeptide repeat-containing protein At5g03800. Lineage: Eukaryota; Viridiplantae; Streptophyta; Magnoliopsida; Fabales; Fabaceae. Gene Ontology annotation, molecular function: zinc ion binding; protein binding; RNA binding. The transcript has a single exon. The coding region runs from base 500 to 3133 and encodes 877 amino acids. Gene Ontology annotation, biological process: RNA modification. The record is from RefSeq and is a predicted model, not a curated record.
UUCCAUAGUUUUUUAGGUCCUAAUAUAUGGGACACCCUUAAUUUAUGUAUAUCGAUUUCAAACAUAAACCUAUCCAAUGUCAAGCUACAAAAUGAGAUUCAGAUGAUAAUUUUUUUUAGGCCCUCAUGAUUCUAUUUUACUUCCCAAAAAUCCAAUUUUAACCUUUUAAAAAAAUUCGGUUCGCAGAAAUCGAAGUUUUUUUUAAUUCAAAUUCAAGAAAAAAUUGAUAAACAGAAACCAAAAUUUUUAUUGAAGUGCAAAAAAGAAAAUCUAAGUGAUAAAAAGAAUCACGAGAGUCCGAAGAAAAAUUAUCGAUUCAUAUUCCAUGCAAUAAUACAGUAUCGUCGUGCAAUUUUUCAUCAGACUUUACUUCCUCGACGACGCUGAACUUAUAAACGGGAGGGAAGCUCCAUGUAGACACACAAUUAAACGGUACAGUAUCUCUAUCUUCUCGCGGCAAAUAAAAUGAAGUUGAAAAAGCCAGAGGAUAUAUAGAAAAAUGGAGGCACACCUCCAACUUCAACAACCCAAUUCUUCCUCUUUCAUUCAUCAUCACCACUUCAAUUUCAAACCUAAAAAACCUUCAUUUUUUCACUUCCCUCUCAAAAUUUCCAAAACCCACUAUCCCCUUCAAACCCAUUCCCACCAUCCACUUCCAAUUUCCACCCCCCAGUUACACCCCCCUUCCCUUCUCUUCUUCCUCCUCCGUCUUUCUUCUCACCACAACCACACCAACCUCGCCAAAGCCACCCACGCCACCAUCCUCAAACACCAUGAAUUUCAAAACACUCGUCUUUCCACCGCCCUCAUUUCAACUUACAUCAACCUCCGUCUUUUAUCUUACGCCCACCGUCUUUUUCUCUCACUUUCUUCCCCCAAUGUUGUUUCUUACUCUGCAAUCAUCUCCGCUUUCUCCAAAUCGAAUCGCGAAAAACAAGCAUUGUUUAUUUUUCUUCACAUGAUUACUAAUUCAUGUAUUAGCCCAAAUGGUUACACUUAUGUUGCCAUUUUAACUGCUUGCACUCGAAUUCUUAACUUUCAAUUUGGUGUUCAGUUACAUGCUGCGGUUAUCAAAACUGGGUAUUUGAAAUCUGUUUUUGUUUCCAAUGCGCUUGUGGCGUUUUAUUCAAAAUGUGGAUUUUUUCAAUCUGCUUUCAAGGUGUUUGAUGAAAUGCGUGAAAGGGAUAUUGUGUCUUGGAACACUGUUAUGUCGUGUGCGGUUGAUGAGUUUAUGUACGAUGCUGCGUUUCAAUUGUUUCUUGACAUGCAGUUAACUGAUGGGUUGAAAGUUGAUUAUUUUACUUUGUCAACGCUUUUGACUGCAUGUACUGCGAGUGGUGCCUUGAUGGAAGGGAAGCAAGUGCAUGCGCAUGCUGUUAAGGUUGGUUUGGAUGCUGAAUUGAAUGUUGGGAAUGUUCUUAUUGGAUUUUACACCAAUUGUGGAACUAUUGAUGAUGUGGUUUGUUUAUUUGAGAGGAUGAAUGUGAGAGAUGUUAUAACUUGGACCGAGAUAGUAAAGGCGUAUAUGGAGUUUGGUUAUGUGGAUUUGGCGUUGAAGAUUUUUGAUGAAAUGCCGGAGAAGAAUUGUGUGACUUAUAAUGCUAUUUUGUCUGGGUUUUGUGGAAAUGGUGAGGGUUUAAAGGCUAUGGAGUUGUUUAUCAGAAUGGUGGAGGAGGGCAUGGAGUUGACCAAUUUCUCUUUGAGUAUUGGGAUUAAUGCUUGUAGUUUGCUUGCUGAUUACAGGGUUAGCAAGCAGAUGCAUGGAUUUGCCAUCAAGUUUGGGUUCGGAUCAAAUGUUCAUGUUGAAGGGGCUUUGCUUGACAUGUACACAAAGUGUGGGAGGAUGGUAGAUGCUAAGAAGAUGUUUGGCAUGUGGGAAGAAUCGGAGGAAGUUAGCUCUGUGGCUUGGACUUCCAUGAUGUGUGGCUAUGCUCGAAACGGGCAACUGGAUGAGGCGAUUUCUGUUUUCCAUCGUGGUCACUCUGAAGGGAAAUUGAUUAUGGAUGAAGUGGCAUUAACUUCUAUGCUUGAUCUUUGUGGAACCAUUGGCUAUCAUGAUAUGGGAAAGCAAAUCCAUUGUCAAGUUCUUAAAUUUGGCUUUCAUUCUAAUGCGCAAGUUGGAAAUGUUGUUGUUAGUAUGUAUUUUAAAUGUGGGAAUGUAGAUGAUGCAAUUAAGAUGAUCAGUGGCAUGUCCUCUACCGAUAUAGUUUCAUGGAAUACUUUGAUUUCUGGAUAUCUUAUGCACAGACAGGGUGAUAGAGCAUUGGAAAUAUGGUUGAAAAUGCAGGAAGAGGGCAUAAAGCCUGAUGAAGCUACAUUCGUUUUGAUAAUUUCAGCCUACAGGCAAACUAACUUGAAUUUGGUUGAUGAUUGUCGUAGGUUGUUUAAUUCAAUGAGAACUGUUUAUCAAAUUGAGCCAACAUCUCAGCAUUAUUCAUCCUUCAUAAGUGUUUUGGGUCAUUGGGGUCUUUUGGAAGAGGCACUAGAAACCAUCGAUAAGAUGCCUUUUAAACCUUCUAGUUUUGUUUGGCGCGCUUUGCUUGACGGUUGCAGACUCCAUAAGAAUACAGCGAUUGGAAAAUGGGCUGCCAAGAAUAUUCUUGCCAUAGAACCUAAAGAUCCAUCUACUUAUAUACUUGUUUCAAAUUUGUAUUCAUCUUUUGGGAGAUGGGAUUGCUCUGAGAUGACUAGGCAAAAUAUGAGAGAAAAGGGAUUUCGCAAAUUCCCGGCUCAAAGUUGGAUCAUUUGUCAGAAGAAAAGACAUUCAUUCUAUGCAAGAGAUAGAUCUCAUCCGCAAGACAAAGACAUAUAUAGUGGGUUGGAGAUUCUAAUGUUAGAGUGCCUAAAAGUUGGAUAUAAACCUGACACGAGCUUUGUUCUCCACGAAGUGGAGGAGCAUCAUAAGGAAAAUUUUCUAUUCUAUCACAGUUCAAAACUAGCAGCAACUUAUGGACUAUUGACGACAAAGCCAGGGAAGCCCAUUCGGAUUGUAAAGAACAUCCUUCUUUGUGGAGACUGCCAUACAUUCUUGAAAUAUGUCUCUAUUGUCACUAAGAGGGAUAUUAUUCUAAGAGAUUCUUCUGGAUUUCACUGUUUCACUGAUGGUCAGUGCUCUUGUAAAGACCUAUGGUGAGACACAGGUAAAGCUGGCUGAUCUACUGGUCAUCCACUCAUCCUUAUUCAUAUUAAUGAUGUAUGUAGUUGAAUUUUCAACCUUUUUGUAUAAAAAAAAUUUCUUAGGUAUUACUGCGAAUUUUAUGGCACCAAAACACCAAUUAAGAGAAGACAGGUGCUCCUUUCAAAUGCUUUCCUAAAAGAUUUAGGAAUGAGUUUGUAUUUUUAUCAUUUUUACUGUAAAAUCAUGUCUUCCAUAUUAGUUGCUAAGAUGUAAUUGUAGUAUCUCCGUCUAAAAAGGGAUGGAGGUAGUAUAUGUUUUCAUAGAACAUGAAUGAAGCAUAUACCUCCUGUAAGAUACUCUAUAUCUAUAGUGAAGGAAUUCUGAAAUCCACCAUCAAUAAUAGUAAUACUUUAUUUUCCUGUAAGUUAUUUAUUAUUUAGGUCUAUGAUUAAGAAGCUGUUUUUUUUUAAAAUAAAAUAAAUUUAAUUCAGAAUUUACUG